AUGCUUUUUCGAAAGAAAGAUCGCAAUCGUAAUACUCAAAUCAUUCCUCUAGUUUCCUGCAAUAAGAAUAUUUCGAAACACGUGGCAGCUCUUGCAUUUAGGGGAACGGAAAAUGAGAUUGAUUUAAUAUUGUGUCGAGCUGGAUUAUUCAACUAUCACGCAGAACAUAUCAGAGAUAUGACAAUUUGUCCGCAUCAUUGCGCUGUGCUUGGUAUCAGUUGGACAAGAGGUUCAAGCACGAGGUGCAGAGUCCCAGAAAUACUUUCUGGACAUGGGAAUGGUAAAGGAAGUUGGCCAAAAGGCGAUCGAGGAAUCAGUAAAAUCGAGUCUUGUGUAAUACUGCGCAAGACGGGAAUAUUUGUUCAAGUUGGUUCUGGUAAGCUAAAUGAGUUAUCGAUCAUGAUCAUCAGUGCUGCGUCCACAGCUUGAGAAACAAAUAUCAGUUGUAAAAACACUAUAUUUAUUCAGGUAUUUGUAGAGAAUGCAGAGAAGAAAUGAAACAACACGUAUUCCAAGAGCCAAUCCCUCCUCCGUCUGAGGUAAAGCAGCGAUUGAAAGCUGGGUAAAUGUCACAGGAUUGAUUUAUUCAAAUGAAAUUGCUGCAUGUGUAAAUCAUUCUAGCUUGUUGAAAAUUGAGUCUGAGAGCAAUUUGGAUCACUUUCCUCUUUUACAUAUCUUUUCAUUUCUUCUCUUUUUUUUCCAUUCCUUUCAACUUCAACGCAAUGAAGGAGGGUUAUCUUUUAAUAAGACCCCAAUUUUUGUUUUGUAGAAAGAACUUACAAUAACCAUGGAAGGUGAUUGUUCUCCUCCAUUUGAAGUUAAAACAUUGUCAUUGACUUACAAAAUGGAUAAAAUGUCAAUUAUGGUAGGAUUCAUAUGUUGAAUUCAAUUACUAUAUUUGCAAAUCGUUCAAGCUUUUGGCAAAUGGAUGCUAAAUAAACGUAUUUUUUUAAUCCAAUACUUCCUUUCAUCUCCUUUCUGUUUCUUUCCUGUGAGUUUAUUUUCUGUCUUGUCUUGGGAUUUUUCCUCGUAGUUCUCUUUGUUUUUUUCUCUGUUUGUCUGAGUAAAGAAUAAAAAACUAAGCACUGUUUGAAACUGAAAUAAAUAAUUUUUAUGUGAUGAUUGAAGAAACCUAUAAUUAUUUAAAACUUCCGUUUUUAUUCAAAUUUUUUUAGGAAGAAAAAGAAGUAACCAUGGAAAUGGAUAGUUCAGUUCUGCAAACACCACAAAUUGCACCAGGCAAUCUUUUCCCAGACACACCAUUUACCUUAUAUCAACCACCGGAAACCUCUGAAACGCCAGAAUUACAGGAAAAUAGUGAAACUGAAACAAGUUCAAGGGAAAAACUAAAUUUGUUUUUGGCAACAAGAGAUAUCAGUCCCGUACGAAGCUCGAUUAAGGUAGCAUGGAAUGAUGCUUCGGAGAGAACGAAACGUCUUUAUACUCGUAAGGCAAGACAGGUCGUGUUUGCAGCUCUGGACGAAAUUUCACCUGAUAGUUCAGAUAUGUUGCUAGACGUAUUGAAAUCUCCACGGAGUGCUAAUACCAAUAUAGAUUCUAAGUUAAUGCAGGCACUUACUGAAUGUUAUAACAACGCAUCUCAUUGGAACACAUGUAGGCAAAUCCUGUCAAUCAUGGCGGACAAGAUUAAUUUUAAGGAGCUCCAAAAAUGGAUUCCACAUUUAACCCGAUACAGAUACAGCAUUGCACGUCACCAUAUCUUGCUCCAUGGAAAAGGUUCUGUUGUUGCUCCCAUGAAAAAUACAAGGAUAUGCAUUUCACCCCAGAAACUUGAUCACUUCUUGACAUUCAUAACUAGUACAUCAGUAAUACAGGACUUGCCAUUUGGAGAGAAAUCAUUGAAGUUAUCCUCCAAUACCAAGAUUACUGUUCCAAAUGUCAUCAGGAAUCUUAUACCUGAACAGGUAGUGAAACAAUAUCAGAGUUAUUGUGAAGAGUCUGAUUUCGUACCUCUGAGCCGCAGCACUUUAUGCAGAAUUCUCAAAGUCUGUUCUGUGUCAGUCCGAAAAUCUCUUCAAGGGUUAGACUACAUAUCAGCAGAGGGUUCCAAGGCUUUUGACGAUCUGGAAGAUAUCUUAGAAAAGCUGGGAGACGAAUAUGGAACUGGUCAUACCUGGGCAAAGGAGCAAAGUGGCAAAUUAAAAGUUGCGAAACGCUAUCUUAAAAGUGAUUACAAGGUUAGUCAAUUUAUUUAUUCUCACACAGGAAAAAGUACUAAAUAGAAAGGCAAGAGAAAUUACAAUUUGUGUUCAAAGAAACUGAAAUACUCCAACAAUAACUUCUUUUGUAUUAAAGGUACAUGUAGCACCAAGUUCAAGAGUUGCAGAUCACUGUAGGGCUCACGCUCUUAGUUAUAAAAAGGAGGACACUGAUUAUUUUAUUGAAUGUGACCACCAUCAUGAUCUUCAGUGUGACAGAUGUCUAUUAGUUCCUUCUGUUUUCGAUGAGAUAAGCACAGCUUUAGAAAACGCAGAGAUUCCAAACGAAGAAAAAGAGGAGAUAUUGUAUCUUGUUUCCCAGUCCAAGAAUAGUAUUGAAGCUUGGAAGGCGCACUUACUCCGCACUGUUAACCAAGACGAAGCUAGAUUGGACACCAUCAGUAAUUUGAAUUCAAAUUCAGUGCUUAUUGUCUUGGACUGGGCCAUGAAAUUCCUCCCAAGAAAAUACCGAGAAAGCCAGUCAGAUUGGUUUGGCAAACGGGGAAUUUCAUGGCACAUAGCCGUUGUGACAAGAAAAGUAAUGCCAUCUAAAAUAGAUACACUCACUUUUGUCCACAUAUUCAGAAAGUGUUCACAAGACAGCCCAACAGUUGUGGCAAUCGUAGACGAUGUGGUUAGGCAGCUCAAGACAACCAUGCCGGACGGAGAAAUGGUAUACCUACGUCAAGAUAAUGCCGGGUGCUACCAUAGCGCACCUACCAUACUGGCACUCCAGCAGAUAGCUAAGAAGUACAAAGUGCAAAUCAGAUUGGACUUCUCCGAUCCACAAGGCGGAAAAGGGCGUGCGAUCGUAAAGCAGCUUCUCUCAAGAACCAUAUAA
Paramuricea clavata is the source of this 3060-nucleotide messenger RNA. Lineage: Eukaryota; Metazoa; Cnidaria; Anthozoa; Malacalcyonacea; Plexauridae. The record is from the annotation of a GenBank genome assembly.